Molecule: messenger RNA, 3647 nt
Organism: Neofelis nebulosa (Clouded leopard)
Lineage: Eukaryota; Metazoa; Chordata; Mammalia; Carnivora; Felidae
Gene: ALDH6A1
Product: aldehyde dehydrogenase 6 family member A1
Exons: 12
Coding region: 102-1706 (534 amino acids)
Biological process (GO): L-valine catabolic process; thymine catabolic process
Cellular component (GO): mitochondrion
Molecular function (GO): methylmalonate-semialdehyde dehydrogenase (acylating, NAD+) activity; malonate-semialdehyde dehydrogenase (acetylating, [NAD(P)+]) activity
Source: RefSeq, a predicted model, not a curated record
AGUGUGGCAGGCUGGGAGGGCUGGGCCUGGCAGCCGUGGCGCUUCUAGGGAGUCACCCGCAGUAGGGGCUCGUGGUGGCCGACUGCAGGCAGCUGAGGACCAUGGCGGCGGCGGUGGCGGCGGCGGCAGCAGUGCGGACCCGGAUCCUGCAGGUCUCUUCCAAGGUGAAUUCCAAUUGGUAUCCAGCAUCCUCCUUUUCUUCUUCAGUGCCAACUGUAAAGCUCUUCAUUGAUGGGAAAUUUGUUGAAUCCAAAAGUGACAAAUGGAUUGACAUCCACAACCCAGCCACCAAUGAAGUCAUUGGUCACGUUCCUCUGGCCACCAAGGCCGAAAUGGACACGGCUGUUGCUUCCUGCAAACGUGCUUUUCCCACAUGGGCGGACACUUCAGUAUUAAGCCGCCAGCAGAUCCUGCUCCGCUAUCAACAACUCAUUAAAGAAAACUUGAAAGAAAUCGCCAAGUUAAUCACGUUGGAACAAGGGAAGACCCUCGCUGAUGCGGAAGGAGAUGUAUUCCGAGGCCUUCAGGUGGUUGAGCAUGCCUGCAGUGUAACAUCCCUCCUGCUAGGAGAGACUAUGCCAUCUAUCACCAAAGACAUGGACCUUUAUUCCUACCGUCUGCCUCUGGGGGUGUGCGCGGGCAUUGCUCCAUUCAAUUUUCCUGCCAUGAUCCCCCUGUGGAUGUUUCCAAUGGCCAUAGUGUGUGGAAAUACCUUCCUACUGAAACCAUCAGAGCGAGUUCCUGGAGCAAGCAUGCUUCUUGCUAAGUUGUUCCAGGACUCUGGUGCCCCAGAUGGAACACUAAAUAUCAUCCAUGGACAACAUGAAGCUGUAAACUUUAUUUGUGAUCAUCCGGAUAUCAAAGCAAUCAGCUUUGUGGGAUCCAACCAGGCAGGAGAGUACAUCUUCGAGAGAGGGUCAAGACAUGGCAAGAGAGUUCAAGCCAAUAUGGGAGCCAAGAACCAUGGAGUAGUCAUGCCAGAUGCCAAUAAGGAAAAUACCCUGAACCAGCUGGUUGGGGCAGCCUUUGGAGCUGCUGGUCAGCGAUGCAUGGCUCUUUCCACAGCAAUCCUUGUAGGAGAAGCUAAGAAGUGGCUGCCAGAGCUGGUGGAGCGUGCCAAAAACCUGAGAGUCAAUGCAGGAGACCAGCCUGGAGCUGAUCUUGGCCCUCUGAUCACCCCCCAGGCCAAAGAGCGAGUCUGUAAUCUGAUUGAUAGUGGAACAAAGGAGGGAGCUUCUAUCCUCCUUGAUGGUCGAAAAAUUAAAGUGAAAGGCUAUGAAAAUGGCAACUUUGUUGGACCAACCAUCAUCUCAAAUGUCAAGCCAACUAUGACCUGCUACAAAGAGGAGAUUUUUGGUCCAGUUCUUGUGGUUCUGGAGACAGACACUUUGGAUGAAGCCAUCAAGAUUGUAAAUGACAAUCCAUAUGGAAAUGGAACCGCCAUCUUCACCACCAAUGGAGCCACUGCUCGGAAAUAUUCCCACCUGGUGGAUGUUGGACAGGUGGGGGUAAAUGUCCCUAUUCCAGUGCCUUUGCCAAUGUUCUCAUUCACCGGUUCUCGAUCUUCCUUCAGAGGAGACACCAAUUUCUAUGGCAAACAGGGCAUCCAAUUCUACACUCAGCUAAAGACCAUCACUUCUCAGUGGAAAGAAGAAGAUGCUACUCUUUCCUCACCUGCCGUAGUCAUGCCUACCAUGGGCCGUUAGAAACAAGUUUGUUCCAGAUUCAGUCCAUCCUGAGUAAUCUCCCUCUGUUCUUGACCAACUUCAUUUGCCAACUUUGCUCAGAUCAGAUCUCUAGGAUUGGAAUGCCUGGUAAUUAAGACCUUUCUCAAGACCAUUGGCCCCUGCAAAGUUGUUCUGAGGAGAUUCCUAGUCUGACUCUGAAAACAGAUUUUCACUUGCUCCUUACUUUGGUUUUUGAGGUAACUGUUGUUAACUCUGAAACACUUAUAUGGAAUGAGAUCUUAGGUUAUUUUCUAAAAGUUCUCCCCUUUUCUGAUCACUUGCGGAAGGGAAGAUAGUGUAUGUAAAGAAGAUCUUCCAAUAACUGGAAGAGGACUUCUUGGAUGGGGAAACAGGACAGAAAUUAAUUCACCCUUUGGUUGAUCCUUAAACACAGCCCUACAUAAAUGGCAGUGGGGGAGACCCCUCUGCCAAGCUUUCCUGAGCCUGUCAUUUAUCCCACACUAUGAAGGACAUAAUCCAUUUCUACUUAUCCUGUGGUUGUGACAACUGCUUUCUUUUCUGCUAAAUGCCACUUUGUCCUAGUGAUUCAUGACCACUAAUUACUAAUUCUAUCAUUGUCACUGUUCCUACUUCUUAAAAUCACUUCUCAAGGAUACCUCAGUAUGUACUGGAUAAAUCAACUUUUUGUUGUGUGUGCCAAGUGUUAAAUUUCACAUUUGGCUUCAACAAUCAUUAAUGCUUCAGUCAUUAAUUCAGAUGCAAAUGGAGUUUUUUAAGAGAACUAUUUCAAAAGGUUUUUAGGGCCAGAAAUCAAGGGGUAUUCCAGCCAUGAAAGUGUGCAAGACUCUUGCCUUAAGUAAGUGUAACCAGGUAUUACUUGUUGAAUUUUUUAUAUUGUUCUUUCUUCUUGCUUGCAUUUCUCGUUAGUGAUAAUUUUUAACGAAAGAACUCUUAAUGUAGAGUAAUUCAUUGGUGCCUAAGAAAUUUCAAGGCUCUUCAUGACAUGAAAUAGUAAAAAAGAAAUGCUUUGACAGAUUCUUCUGCAACCAUUAUAUUCAAGUGUCUUUAUGCCUUUUCUUUUGAUAUAGCUAAACUUUAUGUCAGAACAGAAACUGAUGAGCUAAAAAAACAGAUUCCCAACCGAAUCAAGUCUUUUCGGAUAUAGUUUUUACCCAGUGAACUAGGAGACGGCUGCUGGCUCUGAUAGAAUAGUCUUUGGUCCUCAGCCAGAUGAUAUAGGUCAUUUAUUUUUUCUGCUCCCUCAUGAGUCACUUGGAUAAUGCUAAUCUGCUCCAUGGCAGUGAUUCAGUGAACUAAGAAUAUGAAAACUUUGAAAACAUUUGUGCACUCUGUGGAUUUUAAUACUACCACUGCUGGAUAGAGUGUCAGAAUCUUCAAUCGCUUAAGGUGACUGGAACCUUAAUAAAAUACAUUUAUGACACUAAUGGGUUUAUUGGUUUUUUUGGGGUUUUUUGUUUUUGUUUCUUUUUUUUUUUGGAUUUGCCUUCCUAAAUGUGAGGCAAUAAAAAUUUAUAAUUUGAUAAUAGAAUGCCCUUUAUUUUCUCUCUACUUAUCACAGCUGGCAACUAAUAGUGGUACUUAAUCCAAUCCAACAACAAUAGGCUGGGUUGAAUGAAAGCUCAUAUUGUCUAAAUUCCAACUGGAAUUAAAUAUAAUCCCAGAGAUUCCUAUGUUUUCCUUAUAUUUAAGGGAAAUCACUUUUGUAAAAAUACUGACUCAUCAGAAUUGUGUUGCUCUAAUUGGAAUCAACUCAUUUGUCUAGCUACUUGCUACUCAAAAGAGUUUCUUGUUUCUUAUAUGGAAAAAAAUACGCAGUUAUAUUCAUGCUAAUAGCAUCUUAAAAAUUUAGUGUGGCCUCAUUUGAAAUUUCUCAGAUCCUGUCUUGUACUAAUUGAUUAUGAAUAACAAAUUACAAAUAAAAAGCUCUUAAAAAGAAAA